Cuscuta campestris is the source of this 1014-nucleotide messenger RNA. The record is from the annotation of a GenBank genome assembly. Lineage: Eukaryota; Viridiplantae; Streptophyta; Magnoliopsida; Solanales; Convolvulaceae.
CACGCAAUUCUUAGAAUAAUGAUCUGAUUUUUUCAAAAAAGCUAGACAACCCCAAAUAUAAUUGGGCCUUCAUUUUUGGUCUAUUGUUUUGGCAAAAACUGGUUUGGACUGACCCAACUUUCAAAAACAUUGGGUUGAAGAUCCGGCGGGGCCAAGCCCAUCUCAGACUGGUUUCCUGACUUUCCUCAAUUUCUCUGCGUAAUCUAAAAACUCUCUCCCCCAAAUGGACAUUCAAGCUCCGUGUAACGCUUGCUACUCUCUCCACGGGCGACGGGCACUUCACGCGCCGCCGCACUUCGUUAACUUCCAUUUGAACUCCGCCAGACGCUGCCACAACGUGACUUCAGAGCUGCAACCACUGGGCGCCGUCGCCGCUCCAAACGCUGCCAGCUAUCCCCUCUCGAAAGUUCCCGCUCACAAGGUCACCGUUCACGACCGUCAGCGCGGCGUCGUUCAUGAGUUCUUCGUUCCAGAGGAUCAGUAUAUAUUGCAUACAGCUGAGGAUCAGAACAUAAGCCUUCCCUUUGCUUGCAGGCACGGAUGUUGUACUAGCUGUGCUGUACGUGUAAAAUCCGGGCAAAUACGACAGGCAGAAGCAUUGGGGAUUUCAAAUGAACUGAAAGCAAAGGGUUAUGCACUUCUGUGUGUGGGGUUUCCAUUAACUGACCUUGAAGUUGAAACUCAAGAUGAGGAUGAGGUAUAUUGGCUCCAAUUCGGAAGAUAUUUUGCCCGUGGAUCUAUUGAAAGAGAUGAUUAUGCCUUGGAAUUAGCUAUGGGAGAUGAGUGAAAAGUGAUCUAGAGGACCGAGGAGUUCAAGUGAUCAAGUAUGACAAGUUCUCUUUCCCUUGCAUUCUCAUGUAUCUACUUACUUUUAUUAUAAAUGGUAAUGUAAUUUAACUAAAAAUAGUAAUGUAUUUUAAUAAAAAAAAUCAUUUCAAUAGAUUUAUCUUGUUGAAAACUACUUAAACUUUUAAUUUAUUAUAUUAAUAUGCAAAAUAAAUUUAGAGUAAUUGA